AUUUUCCUUAUAGUAAUUUUCUUCCCUUUAGAACUUAAAAACCCGGCUAGGCGGCCAACCAAAAGAGCCCAGACGGAUAGUUCAUAAGUGUUUUAGAUUAAAGGAAAAAGAGGCUGAAAAAAAUCCGAUGUAAAAUCCGAGAUCUUAACAAAGAAAGAGAGAUCGAAAAUCUAAUAAAAGGAUGAAAGAUUUGAAUUUGGUCCCUACGUUUCUAUGGUUUCUUUUGUUGUUUCCUUUACACAAAGCAGUCGCAAAUGGCGUCACUCCCGAGGAAACCAAGCAGCUAAGAGAUGAGGUACGUGAAAUGUUCUAUCAUGCUUUUGAUGGAUAUAUGGAGCAUGCAUUUCCACUUGACGAGUUGAGACCGCUAUCGUGUGAAGGAGAAGAUACACUUGGUGGUUAUGCCUUGACACUGAUUGAUUCUUUAGACACAUUGGCUUUACUUGGAGACCGAGAACGCUUUACAGCCUCUGUUGAAUGGAUUGGUAAAAAUCUUCAGUUUGAUAUAAAUAAAACAGUUUCUAUUUUUGAGACCACCAUCAGGGUCCUUGGAGGUUUACUUUCCGCUCAUCUUAUUGCAAGUGACUAUGCUACGGGCAUGAGAAUUCCUUCAUAUGACAAUGAAUUACUUGACUUAGCUGAAGAUCUGGCUAGGAGGUUAUUACCUGCAUUUGACACUCCUACAGGAAUCCCAUUUGGUUCUGUUAAUCUAAAGUAUGGAGUUGAUGAACAUGAAAGCAAGAUAACAUCUACAGCUGGUGGUGGGACUUUGACCCUUGAAUUUGGAGUGCUAAGCCGUUUGACAAAUGAUCCUAUUUUUGAGCAAGUUACCAAAAAUGCUGUUCGGGGCCUAUGGGCUCGCCGUUCAAAGCUUCAUUUAGUUGGUGCUCACAUCAAUGUGUUUACUGGUGAAUGGACACAGAAGGAUGCUGGAAUAGGGACAAGCAUCGACUCCUUCUACGAGUAUCUUCUGAAGGCAUAUUUAUUGUUUGGGGAUGAAGAAUAUUUGUUCAUAUUCCAAGAAGCAUACAGUGCUGCUAUGCACUAUCUUUACAAUGAUCCCUGGUAUGUAGAGGUCAAUAUGGAUUCUGCUGCUAUUGUCUGGCCACUAUUUAACAGUUUACAGGCAUUUUGGCCCGGGCUUCAGGUUUUAGCAGGAGAUAUUGAUCCUGCUAUUCGAACUCAUACUGCCUUCUUCAGUGUCUGGAAACGGUAUGGUUUCACUCCGGAGGGUUUUAAUCUUGCUACACUUAGUGUUCAGCAUGGGCAAAAGAGUUACCCUUUGCGUCCAGAGUUAAUAGAAAGUACGUAUUGGCUCUACAAAGCUACCAGAAAUCCCAGAUAUCUGGAUGCCGGACGAGACAUAGUUGCUAGCUUGCAAUAUGGGGCAAGGUGUCCAUGUGGUUAUUGUCAUAUAUCAGAUGUUGAGUUUCACAAGAGGGAGGAUCACAUGGAAAGCUUUUUCCUGGCGGAAACAGUGAAAUAUUUGUGGCUCCUUUUCGAUUUGGCUGUGGGUCCGGACAACCUUGUUGAAAAUGGACCAUACAAGUACAUAUUUAGCACUGAGGGCCAUUUAUUGCCGGCAACUCCUCAAAUAUCUCUAUUACAAGAGCAUUGUUCAUAUUUUGGGGCUUAUUGUAACCGUGACAGCUUAAAAGAAGAGCCUAAUGCAUCAGACAAGUCUGCUGAUUCUCAAGAAACCAAUGGUAGUAGAGUUUCCGAGGGUUGGGUUCGCACGAGAUUUCCCUUGGAUUCUUCUUCUUUCAAGGCAUCUCCUGUAUCAGGGCUGAUUAAGGGCCUUUGUCCAGGACUAACUCAUGAGCAGAAGUAUGGCAUUUCAUAUCUUGCUUCGGUUGAUACACCUCAUGAAGAUAAUUCUGCUAAACAAAAAGAUACCGUGGUUCAGAGCCAAGCUAUAGUUGUCGUUUCUGACCAAAUCUCUAAUCAAUCACUAUCUGGUGACGGCAACGAUAACAAUGUUAAAGAAUCAACUGAGAGGGAACCAGAGAGUGAUCCAUCUCAAUCGUGAAAAAGCUUCUCGGGCGUGUAUAACUAACCAGAGGUAGUUUGAACAAUCCGGCAACAACUGUUGAUACAAUGAGUAUAUAUUUGAGGCUAGACGUGUGAACUGCAAGAUGAAGCGGGUCGUAAGAUGUCUGUGCUGUUAUGCUGAUCAUGGACGUAACGUCAGAAGUUGUCACUUGUAUACUUACAGGGGCAAGCAUUUGUAAACUUCCCAAAAUUUAACAGGACUUUUGUACAUUUUAUUUAAGACUAAGGUUGAUUACAGUGGGUGAGGCCAUUAUCAUCUCGGAUUGCCGGAAGACAAUAGUUUGGAAGUUGCCUGCUGGAGGGGGAAGAUCGAUUUUAGUUGAGGUUCCAUUGAUUUGGGGACUGUCAUAAGGGUCUCGGAAACCAUCGCCUUUCACCCCAUUUGAUUUGAGUUGUGAAAAACAAUAAGUUUGAUUGAUGGAUUUUGAUAUUCAAUUUCCCUUUUAUGUUUGGUUCUUUUUGUUCGAAUUUGAUUGGUAUUUCAGAGUUCCUUUAGGCUGUGAUUUCUUUUCGAUUGUGAAAAAUAUGUGAAGCUUUAAAUCAGUUUCAAGUUCUUCCACUGCAAAUAA
Molecule: messenger RNA, 2621 nt
Organism: Gossypium arboreum
Lineage: Eukaryota; Viridiplantae; Streptophyta; Magnoliopsida; Malvales; Malvaceae
Product: alpha-mannosidase I MNS4
Exons: 18
Coding region: 182-2029 (615 amino acids)
Biological process (GO): endoplasmic reticulum mannose trimming; carbohydrate metabolic process; mannose trimming involved in glycoprotein ERAD pathway
Cellular component (GO): membrane; endoplasmic reticulum
Molecular function (GO): calcium ion binding; mannosyl-oligosaccharide 1,2-alpha-mannosidase activity
Source: RefSeq, a predicted model, not a curated record